This is a messenger RNA of Punica granatum (pomegranate), 1540 nucleotides long. The record is from RefSeq and is a predicted model, not a curated record. NCBI's taxonomy places the organism in Eukaryota, Viridiplantae, Streptophyta, Magnoliopsida, Myrtales, Lythraceae.
GUAGAAAGUCACGUGCUAUAUAUUGUAUGCGCGUGGUUAAAAAGUUAUAAUACAGAACAUGCCCGUGGUUGACAGUGGCAAGUUGAGGUUUGAUACGAGAUCGAACCAGCCAGCCAUGGAGUAAAAGUUUGCAAUUUUCCAUCGGCCAGUUCUCCCAAGAGCUUCAAUGGCGGCGCGUUUAUCAUUCUGCAAGUCGAAAAUCCGACUACUUUCUCCUGUCUUUGUUCGAAGCUUCACCACCGUCGCGGCCUCUCUCAAGCGGAGGCCACCGUUGGCCGCGUAUCCGGAGAGGCAGCUUCCGAUGCUCUGUUCAGGGCCUGAACACUUGAGUGGCUUUAUUGGGCUGCGGGAGUAUCACGACGGGAGGCCGAGAGGCCCGCUGUGGCGAGGGAAGAAGCUCAUAGGGAAGGAAGCGCUGUUCGUGGUACAGGGGUUGAAGAGGCUCAAGCACGACGAGGAGAAGCUCGAUGGGUUCGUCAAGACCCACGUCUCCAGGCUGUUAAAGCUCGACAUGAUCGCCGUCCUCGGGGAGCUCGAGCGCCAGGAGGAGGUGUCUUUGGCCAUCAAGAUGUUUAGGAUCAUCCAAAAGCAAGAUUGGUACAAGCCUGACAUCUACCUUUACAAGGAUCUAAUAAUAGCACUGGCUAGGGCUCGGAAGAUGGAUGAGGCCAUGCAACUCUGGGAGAACAUGAAGAAGGAGCGGCUGUUCCCUGAUUCUCAGACAUACACCGAAGUUAUAAGAGGGUUUCUGAGGCAAGGGUCUCCUGCAGAUGCGAUGAACAUUUACGAGGACAUGAAGUUGUCUCCAGACCCUCCUGAGGAGUUGCCCUUCAGGAUACUGUUGAAGGGUCUUCUACCUCAUCCGCUCCUGAGAAACAGAGUGAAGCAGGACUUCGAGGAGCUCUUUCCUGAGCGGCAUAUUUAUGAUCCACCUGAAGAGAUAUUUGGAAUUCGCUGAGAUUUGUUCUUCUUUCUGCCAUCCUUGGCACAUUCCCUGCACAAAACUUGCCCUAGACUUAAGUGGCAUAUCGGAAAGUGCAGGUUGAUAGUGCUAAGUUUUUUGGGUUGAAAGAAACCCGACCAGAAGUGGAGUCUUCUGGAGUUUAUGGGAGAUGUCUACCUGGAAGCUGACCCCUGUUGAAUCUCACGCAAAAAAUGGAUGCUGGGAAAAGACGGGGCGGUCUGGUGAAUCUUUUAAGAGCUAUUCCUUUGCCAGGCUUUAGUAAAGUGAUUUAGUGACAAUCUUACCGUCUGCAGACAUUACUGUUGAAGUGCGUAAUGGAAUACCAAUUUAGAACUGACGUUGUGAUCAAAAGGGGAGGCAUAUAUUUACCAAAUGGAAAGUUCGUCGAUGCAGUUGUCUGAUGUCUGUGAGGAGCUGUAAUUUGCACGGUCUAGUUUGCUCGAGCUGCUCAAUUACAUUUCAUGUUCACAUGAUGAACUGCUCUUAAAUGUUUGAGACAUUAUGGGAGUGUGAUUGUCCAUUCCACCGUCAGUAAGGUUGAUAAAUAUACUCGCGAUAAGGUCAUUUUUCGAUUAA